CCACCCGCCGUCUCGGCCGCGGCCGGCAGCCCCUGCCCCCCGGGGGACGCUGACGGCCGCCGGGCGCGCCGCCCUAGCGUACGGACAGGGGGCGCUCCGCGCGGCCUGGGGCAACCCGGGCCACAGGGGCAGGAAAGUGAGGGCCCAGGUCGGCCCGGGCGUGCAGGGGCCCCGGGUUCGCAGCGGUAGCGGCGGCAGCGAUAGCGAUAUUAGCAGCAGCGGGAGCACCGGGUUGAGCCGGGAAGCCGAUGGCGGCGGCGGCGGCGGCUCCGAUUCCUCGCUGACUGCCCGUCCGCCCUCCUGCAUUGAGCGCCAUGUUACCGAGCCAAGCUGGGGCCGCGGCGGCGCUGGGCCGGGGCUCAGCCCUGGGGGGCAGCCUGAACCGGACGCCGACGGGGCGGCCGGGCGGUGGAGGCGGCGGGACUCGAGGGGCUAACGGGGGCCGGGUCCCCGGGAACGGCGCGGGGCUUGGGCCGGGCCGCCUUGAGCGGGAGGCUGCAGCAGCAGCGACAACCACCCCGGCGCCCACCGCGGGGGCCCUCUACAGCGGCAGCGAGGGUGACUCGGAGUCGGGCGAAGAGGAGGAGCUGGGCGCCGAGCGGCGCGGCCUGAAGCGGAGCCUGAGCGAGAUGGAGCUCGGUGUGGUGGUCGGUGGGCCCGAGGCGGCGGCGGCGGCCACGGGGGGCUACGGGCCGGUGAGCGGAGCGGUGAGCGGGGCCAAGCCGGGUAAGAAGACUCGGGGCCGCGUGAAGAUCAAGAUGGAGUUCAUCGACAACAAGCUGCGGCGCUACACGACCUUCAGCAAGAGGAAGACGGGCAUCAUGAAGAAGGCCUAUGAGCUGUCCACGCUGACAGGGACACAGGUGCUGUUGCUGGUGGCCAGUGAGACAGGCCAUGUGUAUACCUUUGCCACCCGCAAACUGCAGCCCAUGAUCACCAGUGAGACUGGCAAGGCACUGAUUCAGACCUGCCUCAACUCGCCAGACUCUCCACCCCGCUCAGACCCCACCACAGACCAGAGAAUGAGUGCCACCGGCUUUGAAGAGACAGACCUCACCUACCAGGUGUCGGAGUCCGACAGCAGUGGGGAGACCAAGGAUACACUGAAGCCGGCGUUUACCGUCACCAACCUGCCGGGUACCACCUCCACCAUCCAGACAGCACCCAGCACCUCUACCACCAUGCAAGUCAGCAGUGGCCCCUCCUUUCCCAUCACCAACUACCUGGCACCAGUGUCUGCUAGCGUCAGCCCCAGCGCUGUCAGCAGUGCCAACGGGACUGUGCUGAAGAGUACAGGCAGCGGCCCCGUUUCUUCCGGAGGCCUCAUGCAGCUGCCUACCAGCUUCACCCUUAUGCCCGGUGGGGCAGUGGCCCAGCAGGUCCCAGUGCAGGCCAUUCAGGUGCACCAGGCCCCACAGCAAGCGUCUCCCUCUCGUGACAGCAGCACAGACCUCACGCAGACCUCCUCCAGCGGGACAGUGACGUUGCCUGCCACCAUCAUGACGUCAUCUGUGCCCACAACUGUGGGCGGCCACAUGAUGUACCCCAGCCCCCAUGCGGUGAUGUAUGCGCCCACCUCGGGCCUGGCUGAUGGCAGCCUCACUGUGCUCAAUGCCUUCUCCCAGGCGCCAUCCACCAUGCAGGUGUCCCACAGCCAGGUCCAGGAGCAAGGUGGCGUCCCCCAGGUGUUCCUCACAGCACCAUCUGGGACAGUGCAGAUCCCCGUUUCUGCAGUUCAGCUUCACCAGAUGGCUGUGAUAGGGCAGCAGGCCGGGAGCAGCAGCAACCUCACCGAAUUACAGGUGGUGAACCUGGAUGCCGCCCACAGCACCAAGAGUGACUGAUCCGCCCUGCCGCCCUGGACAGAUGGCCUAAGGGACGGCACCACUUAUUUAUUGUUGCCUUUUCACGUUUUCUUUACACACAUGUUGACGGGCCGCAGGAGGGAGGCGGGGAGGAGCGUGGGCAGCCACAGGACUGAGCCCUCUCACUCCAGCCAAAGAAAUGGGCCAGCCUGCCCUCCACCCCGGCCUCCCGCCCCCUCCCCCCCUCUAGCUCCGCCUCCCAUUUCUGUUGCCGGUGGGGCUGCCCUCCCUCCUCAGACUCCCCUUGCCAGCUUGGCUCCAUGUUUUCCAUGAGUAUUAGCUUACCCGAUGGGACCGUGCCCCCCACCACCGUCACACACACAGUUCUCUGUGGGACUCGGCACUGUGUCCCCCUGAGGAAGCAGCCGGUGCCGGUGCCGGGGCGGGGGGUGGGGGGGGCGGUUGCCCUCUCCCCAGUCUCCUUGCUGACCCCACAUCAGCACUGUGUCUGCCACAGGCUGGGUCAAAAGAGCCUGCCCCCUGCCCCUCAGGGAGCCAGCUGGGGAGAUGGGGCUUCUUCCCUCAAGCCAGGUCUGUGGCCCCUACAGCUCCUGAGCAGCAGAGCCUGUGCUCCAGCACAGCAGAGUCCCAGGGCGACCUGCCCUGCCCUGCCGCUCCCUUCGGAACUCCAGGGGCUGCUGGCUUGGAGGGAACUACCCAUGUUCCCCUGUCUUCCCCCCUCUCCUCCCAGCUGCUUUACUUAAAGUUGAUUUUGAACUUUUUAUUUGAGGAGACGAAGUGAAAACAAAUCUAUAAAUAUAUAUUUUUAAAAUAUUUAACUUUUUUUUAUGGCGUUUUUCUCGUCCCCCUCCCUGCCCAAGCUCCCCUUCCCUGGGGAGCCCUGAGGCUCCCCGGAACUGGCUGGGCCUCUGGGGACAGAGCCACCCCAUGAGCUUGGGGCUCGCCAGUGUGGGGGGGGAGAUUGCCCGGUCCUGGGUUGUUUCCAGGAGAAAACCGGGGGAGGGGCCCUCAGGCCAUGCCCCAACGGGGUGGGGAGGGUGACCCACAGCUCUGGGCCUCUUUUUGCCCUUCAGAGCUGUUGCUAGGGAGAGGGAGGAGGGAGACCAAAUGUGGGUGGGGGGUGGGAGGGUGUCAGAGGCAACUGACUUCAUUUGUGCCACAUGCAUGGGCAUUGCAGCCUUGCGCGCCCCCAGGCCUACAGCUGCCUGGGGCCCAAGUUGCAGUGAGCAGGGUGGGGUCUGGGAGGGGGCGAGAGGCAGGAUUGGGGGGCAGAAGAAAUGGGAGCAGCUCUUGGGCUGAGUGUGGGGUUAGGGGAGCCAGAAAUGGCAGCUCUCCCAGGGAGUGAGCAGCUACUGUAACUUUUUAAAAUUAAGACAAAAAGCCUUGAAGAAAAUGACUUUAUUUUUCUAAGUGUAACCUCAGUAUUUAUGUAAUUUGUACAGGGGCCGUGCCCCACCCCCUCUGCCCCCUUUGGGGUAGAUCUUGAGGGUGGGCCAACAUGGCGGAGGGUCUUUUACCCUGUGUCAGAGCCUACCUUCACCACCUGUAUCAAAGAGGGAGCUUUUUCAGAACAGGGCAGUGGGGGUGUGGGUGGAGUUUUAUUAACCCCUUAGGUCUGCCUUGAGUAGAAACAAGCCUGCUUCUGUGAUUAGGUGAAGGGGUGGGGGAAGUUUAUACAUACAACCUAAUUAUCAUGGGGACGAUUUGCCGACAUGUUUGAGAACCUCCGGACCUCUAACCCCCUUUGCUGUCUUGCCCCAGUUUGGGGUGCCAAGAUGGAAGCCAUCUUUCUGGCUUUCUCCAGAAGAUAGCAGGGGACUUAUGGGUGGCUUAUGGAUUGGGGCAUGGCAAAUCAGGGGUCAGAGAGUGGGGGAGCUUGGGACUCAGGUCUGCAACUGCCCAGCCCCUUUUCUCUACUCUUUGUUUUCACUCCACCAUCACUCACUCACUCCCCUCUCCCUCACGCUGGGGAGGAGACCUUGAUGAAUUCCUCCUCUCCUUCCCACAAAAGACAGACCCAGUGAGUGAAUCAGGCAAAGUGCUUAUAAUGUGUGUUGUGUGAGCGUGGCCUUGGGAGAACAUGCGUGCGUCAAGGAUAAGGUGGCAUUUUUACAUGCAGCGACCCUUGGUGUUUCCCUUCCUUGGUGGCUCUGGGGUGUGUAUGUGUGUGUGCGCGUGUGCCCGAGUGAAUGUGUGUGUGUGCGAAUGUGGGGUGUGUAUGUUAGUGGUUUCUACUUCCCCUGGGAUGCUGACCCAGGAAUAGUGGACAUGGUCACAGUCCUAUGUACAGAGCUUUCUUUUGUAUUAAGAAAAAAAUACUCUUUCAAUAAAUGUAUCAUUUUUGUGCACAGA
Messenger RNA from Capra hircus (goat), 4178 nucleotides. It is a transcript of the gene SRF, whose product is annotated as serum response factor. Gene Ontology annotation, molecular function: serum response element binding; DNA-binding transcription factor activity, RNA polymerase II-specific; protein dimerization activity. The coding region runs from base 315 to 1844 and encodes 509 amino acids. The record is from RefSeq and is a predicted model, not a curated record. Gene Ontology annotation, biological process: positive regulation of transcription by RNA polymerase II. The transcript is spliced from 7 exons. NCBI's taxonomy places the organism in Eukaryota, Metazoa, Chordata, Mammalia, Artiodactyla, Bovidae.